UACUCCCCUCGGUAGCAGUCUCGUUCGGAAGUCCAAGUUCCGGUCAGAGUCUAGAAAAAUGUGGGUGUUUGGUUAUGGAUCCCUCAUCUGGAAAGUGGACUUCCCCUACCAGGAUAAACUGGUUGGUUACAUCACAAACUACAGCCGGCGCUUCUGGCAAGGCAGCACUGACCACCGCGGGGUCCCUGGCAAGCCUGGAAGAGUUGUGACCCUUGUUGAAGAUCCUGGGGGCUGUGUAUGGGGUAUUGCUUACAAACUACCAGUAGGAAAAGAAGAGGAAGUGAAAACCUACCUUGACUUCAGAGAGAAAGGCGGCUACAGAACUACAACAGUCAUUUUUUAUCCGAAAGAUUCCACAACAAAGCCAUUCAGUGUUUUGCUCUACAUUGGAACAUGUGACAAUCCUAACUAUCUUGGACCUGCACCUCUGGAAGAUAUUGCUGAACAAAUUUUUAAUGCAGCUGGUCCAAGUGGAAGAAAUACAGAGUAUCUUUUUGAACUUGCAGACUCUAUGAGGAAACUUGUGCCAGAAGAUGCAGAUGAGCAUCUCUUCUCCUUGGAAAAAUUAGUAAAGCAACGCUUAGAUGGAAACUAGAACCUAUUUAUUUGUACACACAGUCACCAACUCACCCAAAGAGGCAAGAGUUUUAGUCUUCAGAAAAUAACAUCAGUAUAGAACAGCAGUAUGUUUUAGACAUUCUUACUUGAAGAUCAUACAAUUUAACACUGUAAUUGGAAUAUCAUCUAAAUUUAUGAUUUAUUUGCAAGUGUCCUAAAAUAUAUUCAAGAGAUUUUCAUAAAGGAAAAGAAUGAGUUCAGGUUGUAUAAGUGAUUUCCUAAUUAUAUAACAUUUUAACAUUUGUUCAUUAGAAAUACAGGUCUCUCAAGUCCAAGUGGAUCAAGGACCUCCACAUAAAACCAGAUACACUGAAACUAAUAGAAGAAAAAGUAGGAAAGAGCCUCAAACACAUAAGCACAGGG
Grammomys surdaster is the source of this 981-nucleotide messenger RNA. RefSeq names its product ChaC cation transport regulator homolog 2 (gene Chac2). The record is from RefSeq and is a predicted model, not a curated record. The transcript has 3 exons. Gene Ontology annotation, biological process: glutathione catabolic process. Gene Ontology annotation, molecular function: gamma-glutamylcyclotransferase activity; glutathione specific gamma-glutamylcyclotransferase activity. The coding region runs from base 59 to 595 and encodes 178 amino acids. Gene Ontology annotation, cellular component: cytoplasm. Lineage: Eukaryota; Metazoa; Chordata; Mammalia; Rodentia; Muridae.